Limanda limanda (common dab) is the source of this 2896-nucleotide messenger RNA. RefSeq lists its product as uncharacterized. Gene Ontology annotation, cellular component: endomembrane system; membrane. Gene Ontology annotation, biological process: intracellular calcium ion homeostasis; calcium ion transmembrane transport. Gene Ontology annotation, molecular function: calcium:proton antiporter activity. The coding region runs from base 23 to 2296 and encodes 757 amino acids. The transcript has 20 exons. The record is from RefSeq and is a predicted model, not a curated record. Lineage: Eukaryota; Metazoa; Chordata; Actinopteri; Pleuronectiformes; Pleuronectidae.
CAGAGUUCAAGCGGAGGCAGACAUGUCUGUGCCCGACGCGCACAGCCCGGACAGCAGCAGCCGGAGGAGGAGGCCGGCGGAGCUCCCCCCAGAUCCUUCGUGGGAUCAUGAUCUCCACGCAAGUUACAAUCAUGAACAGCUCCACGACCCAGGUCAACCACUUCUUUCAGCAGGCACUCCACCCACACAUCCGUCCGUUUGUCCACAACAUCGAAUAUGCACCACACAGUGCAUAUCUGCACACACACGUUCAAACCACAACACAUGUGACGACAGUUGGGAGGAGAUUCAAAGCAAGAGAACCAUCAGGGCAGAGAACGAAGUGGAAGCCAACAAACUGGUCAACAACUACAGGUUUGGUUUUCGAAAGUGGAAGAGCCAUGUGACAGAGCGUCCGUUUGAAGAAAGGUCGGAGGUCGUGAAAGAGCUCUACUCCGAACUGAACGCCAUCAAACCAUAUUCAGGUUCAGGUCAUUUUAUCACAUGUGGAAAUGUGCUGUAUGUGUUUCUCUUUGGCUGGUGGGUCUCCCUGGCAUAUUUCCUGGUCAGCAUAUUGAUGUUCAUCACUGUCAUUGGUGUACCAUAUGGGAAGCUUUGCUUGAAGUUGUCCUGUUUCUUCUUGUGGCCUUUCGGCAAGUCAAUCCACGAGAUUGGAAAUACACUGAGGAGAUGUUGUGAGCAAGCCCCAGACUGUGAGUGCAACUCAGACGGAGCUGACGAGAACUCCCCUGUCCUGCUGCCCUCCCCCACAGAGGUGACAGUCCCAGAGAGCCCGAGACGACCUCAUUGCACUCCCUUCUGGCGUCGUUUCUCCACCUACGUGUGGCUGCUGCUGGGAUACCCGCCUCUGGUGGUCGUCCACUCUCUGGCCUGCUUCAUCUCCUGGAUCCUGAUCUUCACCAUCCCCGUGUCCAAGAUGAAUGCACGGACGCUGGCCGUCAUUCUGCUCCUGCCUCCUGAGGACGUUUCUUUUUCCUCCUCCUCACAAAGAAAGCAUCAAUGCUACGAGACCAGAGCGCUUCUGUGCUGCUACCAUGCUACCAACUGGUACUACUACAAGUACACUGUUGAUGGGAUCAAUGUGUUCGCUGUCAACCUCCUCCCUCUGGUAAUCGUUGCCAUAGUAAUUGGAUACAUCGACAAAGAAAACGAUUACGCCAGCUCUAACGUCAAGUUCGCCAUAGCGCUCGGCUCCAUGAUACCUCUGUCGUAUUACAUUGGUAUGGGCAUCGCCAGCAUCUCGGCUCAGAGUAACUUUGCUGUGGGUGCAGUGGUAAACGCCAGCUUCGGCUCCAUCACAGAGUUGACCUUCUACAUCACGGCUCUGAUCAGAGGUCACCAGGCCGCCAACCCGUGUCUGCAGGAGGUCGUUAAAGCGGCGCUGACUGGGACGCUGCUCGGAUGCAUCCUCUUCAUUCCUGGCAUCUGCAUGAUAAUCGGUGGACUCAGACACAGCGAACAAAGAUUCAACAGUCGCUCUACAGGAGUGAGCUCUGCUUUGCUUUUCAUCUCUGUCGGAGGUGUAUUUGCCCCCACGUUGUUCUCCAAGGCUUAUGGGAACCUGGUGUGCGAAGGCUGCACCAACUCCAGCGGACCAAACCCCAACGGCAGCGCACCGUUCGUCUGCCACAACUGCCACUACGAUCUGAGCAAUGGAACACUGUUCCACAACCACGUUGAACCGCUGGUGUUCACUGUGUGUACCCUCCUGCCGAUCGCCUACAUCAUCGGUCUGAUCUUCACACUGAAGACUCACUCCCACAUUUACAACAUCCAAGUCGGAGAGGGACAGGUGAGCCGCCAACAUGGAGCAGUGGUCCACUGGUCUCGCUGGAGGUCUCUGAUCAUCCUCAUCAUGGCCACCGUGCUCACGUCUGCCUGUGCUGAUCUUGCCACCGAGCACAUCCAGCCGAUUUUAAACCAGCCCAACAUCUCUCAGUAUUUCAUCGGGGUGACAGUUCUAGCUAUGGUUCCAGAGAUCCCUGAGAUUGUUAACGGGAUCCAGUUUGCUCUCCAAAACAACAUCAGUCUCAGUUUGGAGGUGGGAAGCUGCAUUGCUGUGCAGGUCUGCAUGCUGCAGAUUCCAAUACUGGUCUUUUUUAAUGCUUUCUAUGACGUGGGCUUUGUGCUGUUAUUCAGUGACCUGCACCUGUGGGCCAGCAUGUUCAGUGUGAUCGUCGUCAACUACAUCUUCAUGGACGGAAAGUCUGAUUAUUUUCAGGGCGCAGCUCUGGUGGUUGUCUACCUUAUUCUUCUGGCUCUGUAUUACUUUGCUCCGUCUCCAGCUGCAUGCUGAGUGUGGAUCUUUGAUUUUCACCCAAAGUUUUACUUUUUAAGCCUGAAAGAAACUCAAAGUACAAAUUCAGCACCACUCCAUGUUGGUUUAUAUUUACUGAUCAUGUGGGGCUUUUAAUAUGUUUUUUUUUAUGCUUUACUCUGAGUCACACAGGUGGUAAAACUGAACAGUUUAAUGUGAGCAAGUUACUUUUUUUUUUUUGCUCUGCUCAAACAUGCAACUCCUACUACUGUAAGUUUGUAAGCUGACAGAUCUCUUAGUGAAUUGUGGUGAAAAGAGUUUUUAUUUUAAACACAAAUGGAUAUUAUGAUGUAAAGAAUCUGCACUAAUGUUAUUUUGUUGUUAGGUUACUGUCAUAACUUUGUAUACUUUUUAUCUCCAAAAUGUAAAUAUGGAAUGUCUAUGAAGUGACUUUUUAUCCAUUAAUAUUAAUAUGGUUAAAAUGGCUGGACGCUCACCUAGGCAGGUCUCUGCUAAAGUGGCAAUGAGUUCCCAGUGAUAAGAUCCCUGCACACUUCUCCGUGUGUGAAGAUCUGUCAGUACUACAGUGUGUCAAUGCUGCACAGUGUAAAACAAUAACAUCUGAAAACAUAAUAUUAU